AUGGAUCGUGGAAAGGCAGUUGUCAAUGGUGGGGUGUCAGUAGAGGGUACUAGUGGGUUACUUCCUCACGAGAAGUUGAAGGUCAAGUUAAAGCUCUCUGAUUUGGAAGGCAGUAUGGAACUAACGACCCCACUCAACCUCUCUGAGCGAGAUGAAGAAGAUGAGGAUGUGGAAUACGAGGUUGAGCCCGACGAAGAUCCUGAAGAAGAUCCCGAGGAAGACCUUGAUGAGGAACCUGAAGAAGACCCCGAGGAGGAACCCGAGCGAAAUCACAUGGAGUACCAUGUGGAACAAAGUUACAAAAUGUUCCAUAUGCCCUAUGUGGAAUACACGCCAAGUAGUCCUGGUACCUAUUGGGAGCGACUUUAUAAAGAUGAAAUACCACAGGCACAGCUUGAGAUUCACAGUUUGAAAAGAAAGAUUAAAGAGAUAGAUGAGCAUAGGUCGAGGCUUGUACAGGAGAACCAAAUACGGGUUGUGGCUGUUGAGAAAAAAGAUCUAGGAGGUUUACUAGGGUCACCCCGGAGGAAGAACACAUCCCAAUUAGAGCUUAUGUUAGGGCACCAGGAGAUGUACCAGAAACCCCACUCCGGAUCCCACCGUAGUCGAGGUCGAGGUCGUAGAAGGGGUCAUGCGGCAAACACGAUCACUAGAGAAGAGUUGGCUGAUGAGAUUGCUCGAACGAUUCGAGAUACCUUACCAGAUGUAGUUGCUCAGGAACGAGAAGCAAUAAUGGGUGAGUAUAAAGGUAAAUUGGGUGGAGGUGAAGAGGAAUACAAGUACAAUACACCAAAUAUGAGUCGUGAACCAAGUAUUGCACAACCCUCAAGGAAUCAUGGCAACCACGAUCAGCGAGGUUGUAGUUACAAGACGUUCAUAAAUUGUAAGCCACCCAUAUUUAACGGAGAAAUUGACCCUGUUUUGUCAUCAACAUGGAUUAUGGAGAUUGAGGGAACAUUUGAUAUUAGCACGUGUGCGGAUGAGGACAAGGUGAUUUAUGUUGCGACACUGUUAAAGGGGGAGGCAAUACAUUGGUGGGGCAUGGUAAAGGAAGUUAAGGGGCGUGAGGCGGCCAAGAGGAUGUCAUGGAAUGAGUUUCUAAUAAUCUUUAAAGAAAAUUUUUGA
Messenger RNA from Lactuca saligna, 1125 nucleotides. NCBI's taxonomy places the organism in Eukaryota, Viridiplantae, Streptophyta, Magnoliopsida, Asterales, Asteraceae. The record is from the annotation of a GenBank genome assembly.